GUAUAUUUAAAGGGUCAUGUCACAACCAAGACACAACCCCUGAAACAUCACAAUGGCAUCUUUUAGCUGUUUCUUCAUCUCCUUUCUCCUCUCUUCUCUAUCAGUUAGCUUUCCACUCCUAUCAACUGCUUCAUCCUCUUCCUCAAACACAUUCAUUCUACCCCUUUCAUCCCUCGACCCAACCCCAACCCCAACCCCAACCCCAGAUCUUACAGAAAAACUCACUCAUUUGGCCACUCUUUCCCUAAACAGAGCCAAACACAUCAAGAAUCCCUCCUCAAACCACAGUAGAAUCCCAGUGUAUCCUCAAGGCUAUGGAGGUUACUCGAUUCCCCUCAGCUUUGGGACUCCUCCCCAAACCAAGCCCUUCAUCAUGGACACUGGAAGCAGCCUUGUUUGGUUCCCUUGCACUAAAACCUACCAAUGCAAAAACUGCAAUUUCAAAGGCAUGCCAAAGGGUGGUGUCACCCCUUUCCUUCCAAAGUCCUCUUCCUCUGCUAGGAUUCUUGGAUGCGCCAAUCCCAAAUGUGGGUUGAUUCACCUGAGGACCACGCCGGAGAGCCGCUGUAAAGACUGCCAUCCGCCGUUCACCAACUGCAACCAGAUCUGCCCGUCGUACAUCAUCCUCUACGACUCUGGAUCCACCGGAGGUCUUGCUCUCGUUGAGUCCCUCACCUUACCCGGAAAGAAAGUUCCCAACUUUCUGGUGGGAUGCUCUGUUUUCUCGGCCAGGCAGCCGGCCGGGAUCGCGGGGUUCGGCCGCGGCCCGACCUCCCUCCCGACCCAAUUGGGGCUCACCAGAUUUUCUUACUGUCUUGUCCCGCACAGAUUCCACGACACCGGGAAAAGCAGCUCGCUGGUGAUGGAGAGCGGCUCCGUCGCCGGACAGCGGACCAGAAACCUUAGCCGGACACCAUUUGUGAAGAAUCCUCAGGUGGCCGGAAGAGAUCCGCUUUCCGUGUACUACUACGUUAGCCUGAGGAAGAUCAGCAUCGGAGGGGUAAAAGUGAAGAUCCCACACAAGCAUAUCUCGCCGGAUUUACGGGGAAACGGAGGGACGAUUGUGGAUUCCGGGUCAACAUUCACGUUCUUGACCCACGACGUGUUCGAGGCCGUGCAGGGUGCGUUGGUCAACGAAGUGAAGAAGACCUACCCCCGGGCCGGAAAACUGGAGGAGUUGACCGGAUUGAGGCCGUGCUUCAAUAUCUCCGGCCACAAGACGGUGGACCUGCCGGCGAUGAAGUUCCAUUUCAAGGGACGGGCAGAAAUGGAUCUGCCUUUGGGAAAUUAUUUCUCCAUCGUUGCGACUGACACCGUUUGCCUGACUAUGGUGACCGAUAACUCCGGAAACGGGUCAGCGGUCGGGCCUUCGAUCAUUUUGGGGAAUUUCCAGAUGCAGAAUUUCUACGUGGAGUAUGAUCUCAAGAAUGGCAAAUUCGGAUUCAGGCAACAAUUAUGCAAGUGAUUAUUUAAAUGUUUAGGCGCUAAACUGAACCGUGAUUUUCUUUAGCUGGCCUAUUGCUCUCUGAUUCCCUCUGAAUCUCUUCCAUCUUAGUUUAAUUAAUUAACUUUCAACCCAAUACCUUAACUUCAUACGAAGUAAAAUAUUUAGGAGCCGUUUAUUAACGCAGAUUAUACCGUGGGAUCGGGCCACCAUGUGCAUGGUGUGCCGAUCCCAAACGAUGUCGUUUCUAUUAAUAAAAGUCUCUCGCCUUCUUCUGAUUCGCAAAGUCGUACCCUAUCCAAUUCCGAAUCAGAGCGAAAUCAUUCACUUAGAUGGCUUCUCCUCUUCCUUUCAUUCCUGGCCAUCGCUAACCACUUAGCCGUGACUUAGAAAGCAGACCAGCAGUUCUCAGAAUCUCAGGCCUCAACUUAUCACCGAAGAGUAGCUCUCACGCCUCUCAGUUUACCGUGGAAGAGCAAUUAGAGCAGAAAGCCAGAAACCAAAACACUCUUUACCGUCGUGCGCCGUCCGAGUGCUGCGUGCAACCAGAAAGGCAGUGACUGACCAACAACUCCGACGAUGUUUCCACCAUCAGCGUCGAAGAAGAGCUCCAAUCCGGUCACCUCUAUUUUGCUCGCCCAUCUCAAGUGCUCUGAUCUGUAGUUCUCUUUUUGUGAAGAAUGCUCUGUAGUUCUCUUCUUUUGGGCAGGGCUAGUUUUCUUCAAAAGUAGAUUGAGAUAUCAGAUUUGUUCAAUUUUUUUUGUUCAAGUUUAUGCAGCGGAUGGUCAUCCAUGGGUAUCUAAGAAAAGUUACAUUUUUAUUAAAAGGGUUUACAUUUCCAUUUAUCUCAAGUUACAUAUCUAUGAAUGUGAGUUACAUGUCAAC
Messenger RNA from Cuscuta europaea, 2329 nucleotides. NCBI's taxonomy places the organism in Eukaryota, Viridiplantae, Streptophyta, Magnoliopsida, Solanales, Convolvulaceae. The record is from the annotation of a GenBank genome assembly.